AUGUUGCUUGUAUUUUAUCUAUUAUUGCUUGUCAAUGCUCAUGUGCGAGUUGAUCUAACGGCCCAUCCCCAUUCAAAUGAGAAGCUCACUCGAAGAGAUGAUGUGAAGGGAGAAUUGUCCAACCGAGAUGUUGCUUACACGGCAGAAUUCAAAAUUGGCUCCGAGGAAGAUACAGUCCGUGUCAGUGCCUCGACCAGCCUGAACCUUAUUUGGUUCCCCAUUGAUGAUUGUAACUCCUACAACUAUAAGCGGGACACCUUGAGCGACCUAGUUCAAUGUGAUUCUGCGGGAGUAUACCUGCCUUCUCAGCUGUCUUCAUUCAAAAACACUAGUGACGUUUUCCAAUGGUCGUAUGACUAUUAUGAUUACGGUGCAGUGGGAUACUUCGGUACUGAUAAAGUCCAGUAUGGAGAUUUUUCAGGAGAAAUCACCUUCGGUAUUGCCGAUCGGGCCGAUUAUAUUGGUGAACUUGGCUUGGGUUUCCCAUAUAACCAAAGUGUAUCUUCCGAUUCGACGCUGAAGGAGCCUAGUUUCUUGGAACAGCUAGUGAAGAAAGGAGAUAUUAAGAAAGAUGCGUAUUCUUUUCAAUUGGGAAUCAACAAUGCUUCUGAGGGUACCCUUCUACUUGGUGCUGUCGAUCAUAGUAAAUAUAAGGGGAAACUCCAAAAGGUGAAAAUGGUUGAUCUUUACACUGAUGGCUCAGACUCUAUUCUGAUUCUACUUGAUGGAUAUCUGGGCGACGGUUUCAGCUCUGAAAUGAACAUUCCUGUUCUCGUCACCAUGGACUAUAGGAGCCUGAUAUUUCCUUUUGGUUCCCUAGACAAGAUAUAUGACCACUUGGACGCUGUAUAUAAUCAGGUUUCUUACCAUGUUGUUCCCUGCAGCUUAUUGAACCUGACAGAGCUGAUUUCAUUUUACUUCAGUGGUAUAGAAAUUCAGGUACCGGUUAGAGAUCUUAUUGUGCAAUCUCCAGAUUUUGGUUGCUUGAUAUCCAUUAGCGAGUUGGAUGGUCCGUAUCAUCUCGGUCAAGACAUACUCAAAAGUGCAUAUGUCGUUGUUGACUUAGACAACAAAGAAGUUGCAUUGGCUCAGGCGACGAUUUCUUCAAACGAUGACAUCGAAGAUAUAGUUUCUGAGAUCCCUCUGGCUCUGGCAGCUCCACUCUACUCGUAUACCGAAGUUGCCGAGAAGUAUUACUACUCCUCGUACUAUGGUGCAUGGUAUAAUUCCCUGUAUGACGUUCCAUCUCGGUCUUCUUACUCUACCAAUACUGGAAGUAGGUCUGUUGACUUGGGAAGCACUACAUAUGACCUUAUUUAUCCUGAUGCUACCACCUGGUAUAAUUACUUCGCAACAUACGCUUCGGGAGAUGAUUACUCUGAUAGUUCGGAGACUGGUGCUGCAUCAAGAAGGUCAUCAUCAACAAGCUCAUUAUCUGCUUCAGGUUCAACAACUACUGCCCUGGGACGUCCCCAAGGCUCUGGUGCUACCACAGGUAGUGGUACCGGCUCUUCAGCAGCAAGCACUACCAAUUCCGGAGGGACUACUGGAACUUCAUCGCCACUGGGCAAUGGUUCCGCCAUCAAAUGUCUGCCACUUAUGGUUCUCAUUUUCUCCAUUCUUAUGAUGUUUUGA
Messenger RNA from Sungouiella intermedia, 1635 nucleotides. The record is from the annotation of a GenBank genome assembly. Lineage: Eukaryota; Fungi; Ascomycota; Pichiomycetes; Serinales; Metschnikowiaceae.